AUUAGAAAAAGCAGUGUUUUUUUUGUUUUGCAUUAAAAGCUUCAAACUUCAAAUCCCAUUUUUCAGUUUAUUUCUAGCUAGAACUUUCCCGCCUUCUUCUGCUUCAAAUGAUGAUUUUUAUGGCCACAGUCCUUCCACCAAAACUUCCUCUCCCUCUAAAUAACAAAAAAAGCAGAGGAAAACACCUUUUUCAGUCUAAAUAUGUGUUCUUUUCCAAUAAACCAUAUCCAAAGUUUGCUCCUUUACCACCAAAUCUACACUUUUCUUAUGACAAAGUAUCCGUCUUCUCCUCACCAGCCCAAUCCAAAGAUUACAAAAUCACUGAUUGGAACAAAAAAAUCUAUGAGGUCUGUGAAAUGGGAAAUAUUGAUAAAGCAAUAGAACUGCUUUACAUGUCUCCAAAAGCUGAAAUUGAGUCAAGAACUUGUUGCUCAAUAUUGCAACUUUCUGCAGAACUUAAAUCCUUACAAGAUGGCAAGAAAGUUCAUUCAUUUAUAUGUUCUAGUGGGAUUUCAAUUGACAGUGUUUUAGGAUCAAAACUUGUAUUUAUGUAUGUAACUUGUGGGGAUUUAAGAGAAGGGAGACCGAUUUUUGAUAAGAUAAGAAAUGAGAAGGUUUUUCUUUGGAAUCUAAUGAUGAAUGGGUAUACAAAGAUUGGUGAUUUUAAAGAGAGUGUCUCUUUAUUUAGGCAGAUGUUGGAUUUGGGUGUUGAAGUUAACUCUCAUACAGUUUCUUGUAUAUUGAAGUGUUUUGCAGCUUUAGGCAGUGUAAAGGAAGGUAAAUGGGUUCACGGGUUUUUGUUAAAAUUGGGUUUGGGUUCUUGUAAUGCUGUUGUUAAUUCGCUCAUUGCUUUUUACUUGAAAAUGAGGAGAGUUGAUGUUGCCCGUAAGUUGUUCGAUGAAUUGACUGACAGAGAUGUUAUUUCAUGGAAUUCAAUGAUUAGCGGGUAUGUGGCUAAUGGUUUUUCUGAGAAAGGAGUUGAACUUUUCAAAAAGAUGCUAUAUUCGGGAGUUGAUAUGGAUUUGGCUACAAUGGUCAGUAUUCUUCAAGCUUGUGCAAAUUGUGGUUAUGUUUCAUUGGGUAGAGCAGUUCAUGGUUCUGCAGUGAAGGCCUGUGUUCACGGGAAAACUACCUUCUGCAAUACAUUACUGGAUAUGUAUGCCAAAUGUGGUGUUUUGGAUGGUGCUAUUCGAGUUUUUGACUUGAUGAGUGUAAGAACUGUUGUGACUUGGACUUCAUUGAUUGCAGCUUAUGCUCGAGAAGGUCUCUCUGAUGAAGCUAUUCGAUUGUUCCAUGAAAUGGACAGGGAAGGUGUUAGCCCAGAUAUUUUUACUAUCACAACGGUUCUUCAUGCUUGUGCUUGUAAUGGGUCACUGGAAAAUGGCAAGGAUGUGCACAAUUACAUUAGGGAGAAUGAUAUGCAAUCAAAUAUAUUUGUGUGCAAUGCUCUCAUGGAUAUGUAUGCGAAAUGUGGAAGCAUGGAAGAUGCUAACUCAGUUUUUUUAGAAAUACCUGUAAAAGAUAUCAUCUCAUGGAACACGAUGAUAGGAGGUUACUCAAAAAAUAGUCUACCCAAUGAAGCUCUUAGUCUGUUUGGUGCUAUGGUGUUAGAAAUGAAACCUGAUGGCACGACAUUGGCAUGUAUUCUUCCUGCUUGUGCCAGCCUAGCUUCUCUAGAUAAAGGCAAAGAGGUUCAUGGUCAUAUAUUGAGAAAUGGAUUUUUUUCUGAUCAACAGGUUGCCAAUGCACUUGUUGACAUGUAUGUGAAGUGUGGGGUACCAGUUCUUGCACGGUUGCUCUUUGAUAUGAUUCCUACAAAGGAUUUGAUCACAUGGACAGUUAUGAUUGCUGGAUAUGGCAUGCAUGGAUUUGGGAACAAUGCUAUCACUACCUUUAAUGAGAUGAGGCUAGCAGGUAUUGAGCCUGAUGAAGUGUCCUUCAUUUCAAUACUGUAUGCUUGCAGUCAUUCUGGAUUGCUUGAAGAAGGAUGGAGAUUCUUUAACGUUAUGAAAGAUGAAUGCAAUAUCAAGCCAAAGCUGGAGCAUUAUGCUUGUAUAGUGGAUCUUUUAGCUCGCAGUGGGAAACUAGCCAUGGCAUACAAAUUCAUAAAAUCAAUGCCAAUUGAACCUGAUGCCACAAUCUGGGGAGCACUGCUCUCCGGGUGUAGGAUUCACCAUGAUGUCAAAUUAGCUGAGAAAGUAGCAGAACACGUCUUCGAACUUGAACCAGAGAACACGGGAUACUAUGUACUUUUAGCAAAUACCUAUGCCGAGGCAGAGAAAUGGGAAGAGGUGAAAAAGCUGAGACAAAAGAUUGGUCAGCGGGGUUUAAAGAAGAACCCAGGCUGCAGUUGGAUAGAAGUCAAGAGCAAAAUUCACAUCUUUCUUUCUGGAAAUAGUUCACACCCACAAGCCAAAAAGAUAGAGGUUUUGUUGAAAAGGUUGAGAUCAAAGAUGAAGGAAGAAGGUUACUUUCCUAAAACAAGAUAUGCUUUGAUCAAUGCAGAUAGCCUGCAGAAGGAAACGGCUCUGUGUGGGCAUAGUGAGAAAUUAGCCAUGGCUUUUGGAAUAUUGAACUUGCCACCUGGGAGAACAAUACGGGUAUCAAAGAACCUGAGAGUGUGUGGUGACUGUCAUGAGAUGGCAAAGUUCAUUUCCAAGACAUUAGGAAGGGAGAUUGUCUUGAGAGAUUCUAAUCGGUUUCACCAUUUCAAGGAUGGCGUUUGUUGUUGCAGAGGUUUCUGGUGAAUUAAGUGCAGAGAAGGGGUUUGAAUGUAUCAGAGCUCAUCUCGUCCCUUUGUAGGUUGAUUCUCAAUUAUGAGUUAGUAAAUUGUUGUAAAUAGUGGUCCAAGAGAAAUGUAUCUUAGGAGAGGAGUUCAAGUAGGGUUUCUGUCAUAUAUUAGGUCAAACGAGGGGCAUAGAUACUAGUAAUUCUCAGUUUAUUUUUUUGCAGCAAAUCACUUAGAGGCUGGUAGGCAUUUCAUUUAAUCUCAUUUAUAUAUUAUUCAAGACAGAUUAUGAAUCAUUGCGAUAAA
Populus euphratica (Euphrates poplar) is the source of this 3034-nucleotide messenger RNA. It is a transcript of the gene DOT4, whose product is annotated as Pentatricopeptide repeat (PPR) superfamily protein. The record is from RefSeq and is a predicted model, not a curated record. Gene Ontology annotation, molecular function: RNA binding; zinc ion binding; protein binding. Gene Ontology annotation, biological process: RNA modification. The transcript has a single exon. Bases 108 to 2747 code for a protein of 879 amino acids. NCBI's taxonomy places the organism in Eukaryota, Viridiplantae, Streptophyta, Magnoliopsida, Malpighiales, Salicaceae. Gene Ontology annotation, cellular component: intracellular membrane-bounded organelle.